Punica granatum (pomegranate) is the source of this 17009-nucleotide messenger RNA. Lineage: Eukaryota; Viridiplantae; Streptophyta; Magnoliopsida; Myrtales; Lythraceae. The record is from RefSeq and is a predicted model, not a curated record.
CAUUGCAGCUAAAACCAUAGAAAAACCCCUUCUUUGCACUUGCCCUUCCGUCCUUUGCCGCCUUGCCGCCUCUGCUCUGUUUCUCCGAAUCGGCCACCACUGAGACUCUGCAGAACCCCCGACUUCUCUGCCCUCCGUCUCCUUUCUCGCCGUUCUCUGGGGGUGUGAAGCAGAUUCCGAGCCUCUUCCUUUGCCUUUCUUCUCUCAUCGCGGCGACCUCCGGUGGCACGGUGGCUUCUUCCUCUGCCCCUGCCCCGCUUGAGUAACCGUUUUCCCUUCAGGGUGUCGGAAAUUCGUAGCUUUUCCUCGGCCCUGUUAGUCAGCGAGGUUUCGGAGUUCGAUCAGCCUUCCCUACGUUGAAAUAUAUAUUUCUUGCAGCUAUAUACUUAGUCGUUAGACCUUUUUUUGUUUAAUAUAAUCUAUACAGGUUUUUGUUGUAUACAUCCAAACUGGAAGUUGCAGGUUUGAAAUGGCAAUUGACGGGAGUUUCAGUGUCGAAUUCGCACUUAGGAGGUUCCUCGCUCACUGCCCUGAGCUCGUAAACCACCCGCAGAUUGAUUUGCUCUCGAAAAAGGGAGCGCUUUUGACCGAAGAUGAUGUGGUCAAUGCUGCACCGCAGAUAUUUUUGCACCCAAAGUACACGGUCCCGCUAGUCGGGUGCUUCCGUCCUCUUGCAAGGAGAAUUGUGGAUCAAGUGGUUUCUCUGCUCCACCUUGUUCCUAAUUUAAGGUCAAACACGAGUGGUACCGCCAAUGGAAAUGGGAACAUUUUGACGGAAUCAGAAAUCCUCUGUGGUAAUGUGAUCGAGCAGUGUGUUAGAAAUGGGAUGGGUUUGAAGCUUCACGAGUUUGCUUGCCUGGCCUUCUGUUGCGCCCUUGAUUUGGCCCCCUUUUUGACCGGGCCUAUAUUGGAUUAUUUUAAGUUCGCACCACCUCCUUUUGAACGCGUUGUGUCAAAAGAUUUUGACUUGUCUGUCAAGGUUGAUGGACAUUUAUUGGAUGUUGUCCGGACAUCUUAUUGCUUCUUGGUUGUCUCCCCGGAGAUGUUCUCUAAACUCUGGGAUUGGUCCUGUUUCCUAGACCUAGCAAAUCAGUUGAGGGAUUUCUUGAGCAGCACUGAACAAAGAAAUGGCACCGCAGACAUCAGAUGGUGUACAGCACAGAUUCUAGCAAUUAUCUUCAAUUUGGGAAACACAUCAGCAGCACUCGACAUCGUACCAGAUGAAGCAUUUGAAUGUUUACUGCGAUGGGAGGAGUUCUCUAGGGAUAUCAGCUUGGAGAAGGCUACAUUGUAUAUUGAGUCAUGUGAACAGAUCAACUCAGAUACAAACACUGAUUUUAAUCGAGAUAACUUGCUUGGUUCUCUGGCUGUAAAUUCAAUGGCCUUCUCACUGUCGACAGAUAGAGAGGAGUCGAGGAGUCAAAAGCUGGCACAACGGGAUGAGAAGGCAUUCAGUAAUCCAUUUGUACUGACAUCAUCAUUAAGGAGAAGCUUUGAGAUGGUUCUACUGGCUGUUUACCAGAAGUGGCCGGUGUUACUUCACGGUCCACCAGGAGUGGGCAAAUCUGCUCUUAUUCACAAGUUGGCUCAAGAUAGCGGGAAUUAUGUACUGUAUAUUCACAUGGAUGACCAAAUUGAUGGCAAAACAUUGCUGGGGAGUUACGCCUGUACCGAAAAACCAGGGGAAUUCAGAUGGCAACCUGGGUCACUUACUCAGGCUGUUCAAGGUGGAUUUUGGGUUGUCUUUGAGGAUAUUGACAAAGCUCCAUCUGAUGUUCAUUCCAUCUUAUUACCUUUACUGGAAGGUGCAAGAUUUUUCAUGACUGGUCAUGGGGAGAAAAUAAAGGUUGCUGACAGCUUUCGAUUAUUUGGAACUAUUUCGGCGUCAAGGCAUAAUACAUCUUCUGGUUCUAGUUGGCCUGGGAAUCUGUGGAGGAAAGUCAUGAUCAGGCAGGCAAGUCAUGAGGACUUGAAAUGCAUAUUGAAGAUUUGCUUUCCAAGUUUGGAGCCUCUCUCUGAAAAGUUAAUAGAAACCUUCAAAAAGGUCAAUGAUGGAGUGGAGCAUAAACUCACGGGAUGGAAUUCUACUUCUGGCAGAUUUUCUUUAAGGGACCUCCUAAAAUGGUGCAAGAGGAUAGUAGGAUCAGGCAAUUGCUUCCUGGGGAGCAGCUUGUCAGUUCACGAGUGCCAAAGAAUAUAUGAAGAGGCUGUCGAUGUAUUUGCAGCCUUCUUAUCUUCAGCAGAAAACAGGAAGGCAAUGAGAAAGGAAAUUGCGAGCAUUUGGGCGGUUCCAGUUUCAGUGGCAGAGGCUUUAUAUCCCGAUCACAAACCUGUAAUUCAGGAUUUACUCUCCGAGUUAAGAGUUGGACGUGUCACUCUCCAAAAAUCUCGAACAGCUUUGUGCAAUGAAAGAAAGCCUUUCGUUGAAAUCCGAAGUUCUUUGCAUGCCAUUGAGAGAACAGCUUGCUCUGUCAAGUACAAUGAGCCUGUACUGUUGGUUGGGGAAACGGGUACAGGAAAGACUACUCUUAUCCAGAAUCUUGCUUCAAGGCUUGGUCAGAAGCUCACUGUUUUGAAUUUGAGUCAACAAAGUGAUGUUGCUGACUUAUUGGGGGGUUUUAAGCCUAUGAGUCCGCACUUUGUGUGCAUACCGCUUUACAAGGAAUUUGUGGAACUGUUUUCAAAGUCAUUUUCUGCAAAGGUAAAUGCCAAUUAUACGGUUUGCCUGCAAGAGCAUUUCAGCAACAAGAACUGGAAAGAUUUGUUGAUAGGGAUGUGGAAGGCUGUUAAGACUGUCCGAGAUUCUAUGAAGGCACGAGUUGUGAACCCUAGUAAAAAGCGGAAGAAACCAUUCAAUGGGGAGGCAUGGGAUAAUUUUUCCAUGAAACUUGAGACAGCAUCUCGGCAGGUAGGAACGUCAUCGGGGAUGGUAUUCUCAUUUGUUGAAGGAGCUUUUGUGUGUGCCUUGAGGAAUGGAGAAUGGAUCCUGCUGGAUGAAGUGAAUCUUGCUCCGGCGGAGACUUUACAGAGAAUAGGUGGGGUGCUUGAAGGAGAAGGAUCUCUCUGUUUAGCUGAGAGAGGGGAUGUUAGAUUUAUUAGGAGGCACCCGAAUUUCCGCAUAUUUGCCUGCAUGAAUCCCGCUACAGAUGCUGGCAAGCGGGACCUACCUCAUUCGAUUCGCAGCAGAUUUACAGAGUUAUUCAUUGAUGACUUGUUAGAUGAUGGUGAUCUGAGCGUCUUUGUUAGUAAAUUCGUGGAAGAGAACCAAUUGAAGGAAGAUAUAGUAAAGCGUAUAGUAAGGUUUUAUAGAGCUGCUAAAAAGGAUUCCGAAGAGAAACUACAGGAUGGGGCCAAUCAGAAGCCACAGUAUAGCUUGAGGUCCCUCUUUCGUGCUCUAGAAUACACAAGGAAGGCAAAAAGAUCCUUCACGUUCGAAAAAGCUCUAUAUGAUGGGUUUUGUAUGUUUUUCCUCACUUUGUUGGACAGACCCAGUGGCAAGAUAAUGGAGCGGAUGAUUUUGUCAUACUUGCUGGGAGGCAAGGUGCCUCCUCAUAGACCAUUUGACUCGUACAUCACCAUAAAUACAAAUUCAAGCCCUGACGAUUUUGUAGAGAAGUAUGUUCGGACUAAGACAGUGAAGGAGCAGAUAACGAACUUGGCUCGAGCAGUUUUUAUACAAAAAUACCCUGUGUUGUUACAGGGGCCCACUUCAAGUGGGAAAACAAGUCUUGUUCGUUAUCUGGCAGCUGUUACCGGACGGGAAUUUGUUCGGAUUAAUAACCACGAACACACUGAUCUGCAGGAAUAUCUGGGUUCUUAUGUAACAGAUUCUACCGGGAAUCUCGUGUUUCACGAAGGUGUACUGGUCAGAGCUGUUCGAAACGGCUUUUGGAUUGUUCUGGACGAGCUCAAUCUUGCCCCAUCUGAUGUUCUUGAAGCAUUAAACCGAUUGCUGGAUGAUAACCGAGAGCUUUUUGUGCCUGAACUGCAAGAAACAGUAAAGGCACAUCCUAAUUUUAUGCUCUUUGCCACUCAGAAUCCGCCCACUGUGUAUGCUGGCCGAAAAAUGCUUUCUCGAGCUUUUCGAAACCGGUUCGUGGAAAUCCAUGUUGAUGAAAUCCCUGAAGAAGAGCUGACAACUAUACUAGAGAACAGGUGCAAAAUAAGUGAAAGCUACGCGAAAAAGAUGGUUGAAGUUAUGAAGGAUUUGCAGCUUCACAGACAGAAUAGCAAUGUGUUUGCUGGUAAACAUGGGUACAUAACCCCUCGUGAUCUGUUUCGCUGGGCCGAUCGUGUACGGGAGUGUGCAAACUCGAGGGGCAAUUCCAUAUCUAAAAAUCAUCGAUAUGAAGAUCUAGCAAAAGAGGGCUACUAUCUUUUAGCUGAAAGAUUGCGGGAGGAGAGUGAAAAGAGUGUGGUCAAGGAAGUUCUUAAGCGACAUUUCCACCUGAUCCUUAAUGAGGAUGACUUGUACAUGCAGGAGAUAUCUCAGGCGGAAACUACUGUCAACCCAGACAACGAUUUCAUGAGCCUCAGGAAUGUUAUAUGGACAAAGAGCAUGUGGAGGAUGUAUAGUCUCGUCAAGCGUUGCUAUGAGCUGCGGGAACCAGUUCUUCUUGUAGGAGAAACUGGCGGUGGAAAGACUACAGUCUGUCAGUGGCUGAGUGUUGUUUUGAAGUCAAAACUACAUAUUUUGAACUGUCACCAGUAUACAGAAACAUCUGACUUUGUGGGGGGUUUCUUUCCCGUCCGGGAGAGAUCAAGGUUGAUUUUGGGGUUUGAGGAUCUACUCAGACAGCUAGUGGUCUCAAAUGCCUUUAUCAACUAUCCCAGGGCUACAGUGAUUUCUUUUGACAUUGGAAAAGCUUCUUCAACUCUGGACCAACUGGCUAAUAUCAUAAAUGAGUAUCGACAAGAUCUGAUCUCUCCUUCUGGAGUCACUUUAGAGGACAUUGAUGCUUUUGAGCGAAUGAAAUCUGAGCUUGCGCAGUUGCAUGAGAAGUGGCAGACUAUAUUUACGUGGCAAGAUGGGCCUCUUGUACAAGCAAUGAAGGGUGGUCAUCUGUUUCUUGUGGAUGAAAUAUCUUUGGCUGAUGAUAGUGUACUUGAGAGAUUGAAUAGUGUCUUAGAGCCCGAAAGAACUCUGUCUUUGCCGGAGAAAGGAGGCUCUGUGAUGGAAAAGAUCACUGCACACAAGGGCUUCUUUGUCCUCGCAACUAUGAAUCCUGGUGGUGAUUAUGGGAAGAAGGAGCUAUCGCCAGCCCUUCGUAAUCGAUUCACUGAGAUAUGGGUACCGUCUGUUACUGAUCUAAAUGACCUAAGGAGUAUUGCUUCACAAAGGAUCUCCAGACCAGAAUUCUCCUGUGUGGUGCAUCCAAUGACAAAGUUUUGGGAGUGGUUUAAUAACUUACAUGUCGGGAGGACUCUCACAUUAAGAGAUCUCCUUUCGUGGAUUUCUUUUGUCAAUGUGACGGGGGAAAGUUUAGGAGUGGAGUAUGCGUUGCUUCACGGGGUUUUCCUUGUUCUGCUUGAUGGGCUUAGUUUAGGGACUGGAAUCCAGAGGAGUGAAGCUGAAGAGCUUAGAAGGAGAUGCGUGCAAUUUCUUUUAGAACAUCUACAGGUAGAUGGCAAUUCUCCCGAGUACUUGACCCUUUCGAAAAUGGAAAAAUAUGGGUGGGGCAAUCAUGGAACAGCAGAAGUUAAAUCCUGCAGUGAAAAUAUGGAGUGUGAUAAUGUGUUUGGUAUUGAUCCAUUUUAUGUUGAAAGAGGAAAUAUUCGUUUUGAAGCGGAGGAGUUUGAGUUAUUAGCUCCAACUACUCGGAGAAACGCCUUGCGGGUGUUGCGAGCUAUGCAGCUCAGAAAGCCUGUUCUAUUGGAAGGCAGUCCUGGUGUCGGGAAAACAAGUUUAGUUGUGGCGCUGGGAAGAUUUUCUGGGCAUGAAGUCAUAAGAAUUAAUCUAUCUGAGCAGACUGAUAUGAUGGAUUUAUUGGGGUCCGACUUACCAGUGGAAAGUGAUGAUGAAGGAAUAAAGUUUGCGUGGUCUGAUGGAAUACUUUUACAGGCAUUGAAAGAAGGCUGUUGGGUGUUGCUAGAUGAGCUUAAUCUUGCUCCACAAUCUGUUCUAGAGGGUCUGAAUGCUAUCUUGGAUCACCGGGCAGAGGUCUAUAUCCCAGAGCUGAACCAGACUUUCAGUUGCCCGCCAUCUUUUCGAGUUUUUGCAUGUCAAAAUCCUUCAAGUCAAGGUGGUGGCAGAAAAGGACUUCCGAAAUCCUUCCUCAACCGUUUUACCAAGGUUUAUGUUGAUGAAUUAGUUGAGGAAGAUCUCCUUUCCAUCUGCACAUCGCUUUUCCCAUCGAUUCCGAGAUCCCUUCUCUCAAAGCUGAUUUUAUUUAACAAACAACUAUUUAAAGAGACGAUGACACUUCAUAAAUUUGCGCAUGAUGGCUCUCCCUGGGAGUUCAAUUUGCGUGACGUGGUUAGGUCGUGUGAGAUCAUCAAAGAUGCCCCUGAAAAGUCAAGAGUCGAUUGCUUUCUCGAUCUUCUGUAUGUCCAGAGAAUGCGCACAGCUUCUGACCGCAAAGAAGUUCUAAGGCUUUUUGAACGAAUUUUUGGGGUAAAGCCAUUCAUAAAUCCUUUUCCCCGGGUGCAAAUCAGCAGUUGUAAAUUAAUUGUAGGGAAUACUGCCAUCAAGAGGAAUAACUCGAAUAUUUCUAAAGUUUCAACUACUGGCCUAAAAAUUUUGCCCAGUAUUCGCCUGAACUUGGAAGCUGCUGCUAAUUGUGUGAAGCGUCAAUGGCUUUGCAUCCUGGUUGGUCAAUCUUCUUCUGGAAAAACUUCGCUUGUGAGGAUGCUUGCUCAGCUCACAGGAAACGUACUACAUGAGUUGAAUCUUUCUUCUGCUACCGAUAUAUCUGAGCUACUAGGAAGUUUUGAGCAAUACAAUGUUUUUCGUGAUUUUCGAUCUGUUAUCUCUAAGAUUGAAAAAUACGUUAAUGACUAUAGCCGAGUGCUAUUAAAACAUUCAGUGGAGGCUUCUAUAAGUGGGCAAAGAAAUCUAAUCUCGCGAUGGCACUCGUUCCUUUCUCGCUUGGAUUUUGGAGACUCUUCAAGGUCUACCUUGGGGCAUCCAGAGGACUUCAGUCUGUUAAUGGACAUUGUGGAGCUACUUAAGCAGGAAACAGAGAGAAAUACUUCACCAGGAUAUUGUUCUACUGAGGAACUAGACAAAAUUAAGGCUAGGAUUUCGAAAUUGCAAGAAGUUUACAAGAGGUCAACUUUUGCCACAAAAUUUGAAUGGGUUACUGGUAUACUGGUAAAGGCUGUUGAGAGUGGAGAAUGGAUUAUCCUAAAGAAUGCAAAUCUCUGCAAUCCUACGGUUCUCGAUAGAAUCAACUCGCUAGUGGAGCCAUCCGGGUCGAUUAUAGUAAACGAGUGUGGUGCAGUUGAUGGGAAGCCUGUCAUUUUCCGUCCUCACAGUAACUUUAGAUUGUUCCUUACUGUUAAUCCGAGCUAUGGAGAAAUCUCCCGAGCUAUGCGGAAUAGGGGAGUGGAAAUAUUUAUGAUGCCACCAUUUUGGCUACUGGAUGGGAGAGGAGUAUCGAUUGCAACAGAACUGGAACUUAAAGACGCGAAGAGGUUUCUGAUUGAGUCGGGAAUACCUAACUCUUAUUUGGUGGAUUCAAUGGCCAAGGCACAUAUCUAUGCUAGGGACAAAGGCUCCUGCUUAAAUGUCCGCAUAACAUAUUUUGAACUUGCCCGUUGGGUUGAGUUAUUUCAGCAGCUUCUGAUAAAUGGGAAUCGGCCUCUGUGGAGCCUUCGUAUCAGCUGGGAGCACACUUACUUGUCCUCUUUAGGGGAGUUGGAAGGAGAAAGUAUUGUAGUUCAUGCAGUUGAUGACUAUUUAUCGAUGGAAGCUUUCUUGGGUUCUGAUUCCUCAGGUGAGCCACUGUGUUUACCUGGAGGAUGGCCAUUUCCCUUGCAACUCAGAGACUUUGUUUGGAACCCUGAUGGAGCUUCUGUCAAGCAGAAUUGUAUGUAUUUGGAGUACCUCGGGGCCAAAUCUACAACUUGUAGAGUAGGUGCAAGUAAACUUUCCAGGGGCCAAGCCUUAAAUGUUAGUAGUGGGUCAUAUGCUUAUUGGAUGGAUGUUAAGAUGCUACACCUAGUAAUGUUCCCUACUGAUUCCAACAGUACGAUUCUUGGUCAUCAUGGUAAAGACAAGGUCCUUGACCUGGCUUUGGUUGAUAAGAUGAUGUUGUUUGCUGCUGAAUGGACGAUUGAGCAGGCAACAAAGAGUGAUCUUAGCCUCUACCUCCUCUGGCUCAGCUGGUUCAGCUCUCAAUUACUGCCUUUCUCUCAUGUUUUAAGUAAUUUUGUCUCUACUUUAAGAAAAGAGCUUAGUCAUCCAAUCUGGAAAUACAUAAUUGAAUAUGCUGGUAAGCUAAAAUCAGUCGGUCAAACUGACACUGAUUUGCAGAGAGUACCUUUGCUUUCUCCCCAACAGGUUGAUCUUGUUAAAUCAUCCAGUAGUAGUACCUCGGACUUGUCCUCUUCCCAUUUUCAAAAUGCAAUUAACUGUAUAGGACUACUGAGGCGUAGUUAUCAGCAGUGGGACACUGAGGAACGGUCCAAUAAGUUCCAGAAUUUUCAGCCUCUGCUGAAGUCUCUUAGAUUUCUGGAGAGGGAAAUACUGGAAAUUCUCCCGAAGUCUCGUUCGUUUGAUGUUCUUGUGAAGCUGUGCGAUCAUCUUGUUGAAGAUCAUAUACAAUUCUGGGAUUGUGUGUCCUCACAAAAUGUAGACCGGCUGCUGUUUUUCUGGCGGUGUUUGCUGAAGGAUGUUGAGAAAUUGCAGGCUCUUUGUCCUCAGGCAGCUGCCACCAUAUCGAUACUUAAGGAGAGCAGAAAUCUGAUUGGAAUUACCUCCUGGAACCUGUACUCGGAAAAGUCUCUACUGUGGAUCCAUGGCGGUCAUCCUUUUUUACCUCCUUCUGCGGAGGUGUACUAUGCACAGAUGAAGUUUUUAAAGCUUUGUGAUUCAAUUUGGCCGUUAAAGACAAACUCAAGUAAUUAUGCAGAUCUUGCUGCAUCAUUUGGUUCUGAUCUUCGAUUCUUGGCAGUGCAAGGUAUAUGCAUUGCUUCGCAUUUAUCUGUCAAAGAUACAGUUCACAUUGUUGAGAGAUUAGAAGAGAUGUAUCAGAUGCUGUUGAACAGGUUUCAACAUGAAAGGCACGAACUGGAAACAAGCUUAGGACCAAAUAAGGUUUCUCGCAUUAAGGCAGUGCCAACAUCUUGUUGCAAUGUCUCUCCUCAGCUGUUUCUGACAGAAACGGGAUAUGAUAGUUGGAUGGGCCUGUUCAGUAUAAAUGAUUGCAGGAGUUUCUUCCAAGAUAUGAAGAUUCUUCAGGAGAUAUCACCGGUUAUCUUGCUUGAUCAAGAAGAGUUGCAGCAUGUGCUUGCCAGUGUAUCUCACCUUCUGUAUUCUGCGUUAAGUUUUUCAUUAAACUACUCUUUGAGACCUCCCCAGAUGUUUUCUGGCCAUCAAAAACUUUUAUGGACUCUAGAUGCAUGGCAUUCUAUUGACGCAGUGAACAUGAAGGUCGCAGCAUUUGCUCUUGAAAUGUGGUUUAGAUGGCAUUCUUCUAUGUGGAGUCUUGCUGUUUCUACGGAGGCUUUGAGACAUGAUGGACAAGACUUCUUAUUACCGGAUGUACUGAUGCGGCCUUUGAGAAUGGCAAUGGCUCAGAACCAGGAUCCUUCAAUUCCAAUAAAGGAUUAUUCUGCAUGCUGCCUGAGGCUCAGAGUUGCAUCAGGAAAUAUUUGGCGAAGUUCCUUGUUAGAGACAGAAGUAUGCAGUUUUCUUCUAUCCACUGCAAGGGCACUUUUACAACAGAUAGUAUGUGCUCACCGGAAGUCUUUCACUGCUGAAAAAUUUCGAGCAAUCAAGUCCAUGUUUGUUUCUUCUCAAGGGAGUAGAAUCAAGCAAGAUGAUAUUCAGAUUCUCAGCUCACUUAUCUUGUCGUCAAGCCAUCAAGGACUUCGAGAUAUUGUGCAAUUAUUAGUCGAGCCAGUCCUUAGGCAUCUUUACAUACACUCCCCUGCUGCUGAAUUUUCCGACUACAAAAUGGGUCUUGCGUGGUUACGAAUUGGGGGAAUGCGAUAUCAUCUAUUACUUAGUACUGAUGAUCUUGAUCCUGCAAUGAAGUACUACUGCAAGCAAACUCUUUUGGCACAGAAAAAGUCUCUGCUUGAACUAGAAAUUAAGGUCCGAGAAGAAUGCGAUUACCUAGCAGGAUGGCUUUCCUCACGAGGGCUUGAUGAAAGAAGGCUUCAGGCAUUAAAUCACCUUGACAAUGAAAGUAGCAAGAUCCGGAGAAAGGUCGUUUUUCGGUCUAAUCCCAUGAAAUUCAAGAAAUUGAGAGGUGAAUUGGCUGAGUUUUAUGAUCGUAUUGUGUCCGUGAUAUCCCUGGUGGUUAAUGUUGAAGGGGCAGACAAACAGGUUGUUAUUCGGCAACUCUGUGACUGGCAGAAAACAUCAAUAUCUUUCAUUCAUCGAUUGUCUGAGGAUUAUCAUGAAUAUGUUGACAUAGUCCAGCCAGUGCAAGUUGCAAUCUAUGAGAUGAAAUUGGGCCUUUCUCUAGUUCAUUCAAGCAUUCUCGAGCGGAACUUUAUGAAUAAAAUUGGUGAAGAAAGUAUUGACAGAGUUACGGCAACUAUUUGUUCAUUUAUGAGAUUCCCAAGGCCCACACUGUCAAGGAUUGCAGUUUUCAGCAAUAGUUUGGAUGAGUCCUAUUCUUGUGAAAUAGAGUUAGAUCCAAAAUUCUCUUCUUCAGACGUGAGAUUGCUGGAGAAGUUGGUUUCAGCUACUACAGUUGCUCAUCCUGAUGAAAUGCAGAAGCAGGAAUCACUCUUGCAACUCAAAGCUUCUCUCCAUCACAAUAUGCUUGUUCAAGCUGCUCAUUCCAUCUAUAAUGAAAAAUUGAUGAGUAACUCAUCUUUCAGAUUUUUGGAGGUAAUGUUCAAUGCAUUUGCCAACCUUUGGAUGGACAUGAAAAUUCAAGCAAAAGAGAAGGAAGAACUUGCUUCUCAACUGUACAGAUUUAGGACUCGGAAGGUCAAGAUUGACACUAUUGUUGAAGUAGAUAUAUCUUCUCUAGCCGAGUCACUUAGAAAUGAAAGUUUCACGGAGUGGCUAGAGUUGGCCGCUGAGGAAGGAACUACCGAAGAGAUUAACGCAGCUGGUGAGAGUGAGAAUUUGGAAGAAGCGUGGACUCUCAUGCAAGAACCCAUCCUUAAUGACAUGGUGAAAAUUCACAUCCAAAUGUUUGGGUCGAGCAAUCUUGUUUGCCUUCCUGGGACAUGUCAGAUUUCUGAUGAGGAAAUAUUGCGAUCCUUCUCUGAGUCUUAUAGAUUGGGUACAAGAAUGAUCGAAGAUUUGAGCAGUCUCAAGUCUGCGAUCCUCGAUGCAAGUCUUGUGCCUGAGCAUUUACUCCAGCUUUGUUUGGAUCACGAGUUUGUUUCAUCUCAUCAUCAAUAUAAGUUCUAUAAGGAUCCCAAUGCGCCUGUAAUGGCAAAAAUUGUUAAAUUCCUUACUGGCAUUGAAGAAAGGGUUAUCUUUCUUUUGAAUGAGAAUGAAGAUCACCCUGGCCUUCAAAAAGUUUUGGAUAUUGUCAAGAUGCUGUUGGCUCUUCCUCUUAAUACCCCUCUAGCUAAGGGGCUUUCUGGAUUGCAGUUUUUGCUAAACAGGGGUUUCAUGGUUAAGGAAAGCUGUCCAAAAUUGUCUUUAACAGAGCAACUGGAUCCUAUUGAGGGCUUGGUCAUAUCAUGGCAAAAGAUGGAGCUUGAGGCUAUGCCACUAUUGCUUGAUGAGCUAGAGGAGCAGUAUGAGAUAAAUGCUGCUAAUCUGUGGUUCCCGUUAUAUUCAGUUCUUUGUAGACAAUCUGCUGAUGCUUCCAGCGAGUCUACGAUACAAAGUUUGCAAGAGUUCAUUCACAUGUCCAAUGUUGGAGAAUUCAGAAAGCGCCUACAGCUAAUUCUUGCUUUCCAUGGUCAGAUCAGCACGGGUCUACAGCUCGGAAUUUAUUCAAGUGCAAGUAAUAAGGAAACAUUGAGGAUUUUGUACAACUUAUUUGGGCUCUGCGUGCAGUUCCUGCCAACAGUAAUGGAAUACAUGGAAACGAAUAGAAAAAGUACAGAGAAGGAAAUUAGGGAACUUCUGAAACUCUGUAAGUGGGAACGCUUGAUGUCAAUGGAGAACUCAAAAAGGAUAAGGCAGAAGCUUAGGAAGCUUAUCCAAAAGUAUAGUGAUGCGCUGGAGCAACCUGUGAAGCUUGUUCUCAACCAAAGAGCUGCACAAACUGGGAUAGAUAUGCAGUUUCUUCAAGCGCCAAGAUUGUUAUAUGUAUUUCCUGAUCAAAAUUUGGACCCACUAAAAGAAUCCAGUAGUAGUAACAGGUCUGUUUGGUAUGACAAUUGGGUGAAGAAACUUAGCAUGUUGCACUCCGAAGUGACUCCUGGAGGUUAUACCCCUAUAUCAUUCUUCAUGGCCGUUGAAGAAGCAAAGAACAUUAUGAGGAAAUUUUCAUCCAAGCAGACGGUAGGCCUUUAUCAAGAAGAAUGGAAGGAUAUUAUGUUCACUCUUGAAGACGUAACCCAGAAGGUAGGGGAUUGUGAUGAGCUCUGGAAAAAUGAAUCCAAGUCUCUUGGGAAGAGGAGGGCGUUGUCUGAUCUUCUGAAGCUGCUGGAGAACUGUGGUUUGGCUCGACACAUGUCGUCAUUGACUGAGGAUCAACAUAUAUCAUACUGGCUGCUUCAGUCUUCUCACAAUCCAGCACAUUUGCUUCUGAAAAAGAUUGAAGCUGCAGAUAUAUCUUCUCGUGAUGAGUCCCAUGGGCUUCCCAAAGAGGCGGAUUCCGAUUGGAGAGCCAUUAAUGAAUUCCACUUCAAGAGCCUCACAGCAAUCCAGCUUCUGCGGCAUGUUUCUAUGAGAUUUCACAAGGAUUUUACUCUUGAGCAGGUUAAUCGAUCAGGCUCUUUCCUCCAUCACCUUGCAGUCAUGCAGCAAGAGCAACUUGAUGCUCUUUACAGUUCAGCUAGCAAUUUAAGAUGCUUGCAAACAUGGAUUACCUCUCUUGAGCAGUCAUAUAUGGACUCCUCUUCUGAGUGCAUUAUUAGUCGAAAUAAGCACACAAUUUUAGAAUGCCUGUGGCGGCAGAAGCAACUAUUUGAUGAACUUUGGAGCAUAUUGCACGACGGGUUGUUAUUGGUCAAGAAGGUGGAAAUUAUUCAUCUUGAUAACUGCAAAAGUGUCCGAGCUGAUGCCCAAGAAAUUUUAGCUUUGUUUGAGAGGUUCAUUCCAGUUGUAGAAAGAUCUAAGGAAACACUGGAUAAGAGUCUUCUCAAGCAUGAUGGAGCCAUAACUGUACUUGACCAAUCCUUCGGUACGACUGUUACGUCAAAGAUUAUGGAAGAACUGGCGCUUCACAAUUUCCAGGUCCUGAAAGAGCUUGAGAAGGAUCUUAUGUCUAUCCGCGGUCAAAAUCUUGACAAAAGUUCAGUCAGCCGCAAGCUGAUGGAUUGUUUGGAUGAUAUACUCCACAGGGGAAAACUGGUUCUAGAGCAAUUCAACUGCAGCUUAGGAGGAACUGCGGAAUCAAACCACACGUAUAGUGAUAGUAACUCCGAGCAGGAAACUAAGGAAGCAUUUAGAGCAGUAUAUGAACAUGUCGCGAGUAUGUUGCAAAGAAUAGCCUUAUUGAGUGACAAGCAGCUUACUAUUGAUGAUUCAAGAGGAAAUAUCCCUUCAUGGAAAGCUGUAUUCGAUUCAUAUGCGGCGGAGCUUCGUGUGGGACCAUUGUGUGACAGUGUUGUCAAAGCAGUCAGAUCAGCUGAAAAGUUGAUUAGUUCAUCUAACAGCAAAGAUGGGGCCUUCUCCUUCUGCAUCGGGUCAAGUUUGAAGACUCUAACAUCAGCUUUGGACUUAAUCUUUGACUUCGGCAACAGUCUGUUGAAAGAUUUUAUGGCCUUACACAGAAUGAUGUGCAUAACAACUCACACUCUAGCAAAGAACCUAGCUCUGUUAUACUCGAGGGGAUAUGGCAGUUCUGCUGAAGAACAGGUGGAAGACAGUGCUCAGGGCAUGUCGCAGAAUGCUGCUGGGACUGGAAUGAGCGAGGGUGCUGGAGUAAAUGAUGUCAGCGAUCAAAUUACUGAUGAGGAUCAGCUUCUUGGUGAUUCUUCAAAGACAGGGGAAGAGAAAGAUGCCCCAGGUGAUGUCCCGAAUAAAAGCGAUAGAGGGAUCGAGAUGGAGCAGGAUUUUGACGCUGAUAUAUGUAGUGUGAGUAAAGACUCCGGCGAAGAUGAUAAUGAGAAUGAAGAAAGUGAUGGUGAGCAGAUUGAGUCUGCAAUGGGAAAAACAGGGGAUGAGAGCGAAAUUGUUGAUGAGAAACUUUGGGAUGAAAAUGAAGACAACGAUGAUAACAAUGUCCCUGAACGCAGAAAUGAGAAGUAUGAAUCCGGGCCUUCUGUUGAAAACAGAGACAAGAACUCUCUUGAGCUUAGAGGCAAGGAAGAGGGAGAGGCUAUGUCAGAUGAACCUCAAAAUGAUGGUAAUGAAGCCGAACAAAAUGAUUUGGGUGGAGAUCAGGAGGACAUGGGAGAUGCUGAGGAUGUGGAUGAUAUGAAAAUGGACAAAGAAGAUGCAUACAUGGAUUCCACUGGAGUUGAGCCCAACGAACUGAACCGGAUUCCUGAAGAGAGAGAUUACGGGGAGGAAGAAGUGGAGGGUACUGAUGCUAUGGACGAAGGCCCUCAAGAAGAAGACAUGAUGGAAGAUGACCUGGAACAGGAUCCCAGUCAUGAUGGUGAAAAAGUCGAUGAGACAGGAACUAAGCAGGUGAGUGAGGCUUCCGAACAGAGCAUGGAGGGUCAGGAAUCCGAGCCCAAAGAGUUGGACUCAACAUUUCCAAAGGAAGAUUUAAUGGGAGCUGGGACUUCAAGUCGUAGUAAUGAUUAUGUAGCCACUUCUGAAUUGGGAACUGGACUGAAGAAUGAUUCUGGGGCAUCAAGUGCUGUUAAUGGUAGGCAGGAAAUGGAUUGGUUGAAGAAAGAGAAUUCCGAGAAUGACCUUGCCCCUAUCAGUGAUUUACCAUCGGGUGCCCAUUCAGAACAACAGGACAUUAUGGUCGCUGGUCAGUCAGAUCUUGGGAAGUUGACUGAGGAUCGACCAAAAUCUGAACCAUCUGUGGGCGAAACCUCGACCCUGCAGAGAAGUCAACCAAAUCCUUAUCGUAACGUCGGGGAUGCUCUAGAGGGAUGGAAAGAAAGGGCUAGAGUUCCUCUUGAUCUUGCCAGGGAUAAAUUUGAGGCAGAGGGUGAUGAGGUUGAGGAUGGCGAUGCUGAAGAAUAUGGAUUUGUUUCCGAGCUUGAGAAGGGCACAGCUCAGGCCCUUGGGCCAGCAAAUUCUGAGCAGAUUGACAGCCAACUUGGCGAUGGUAAGGAUGGUGAAGAGGAUCCCACUGCUACAGAUGCUGACGAUCCAGUGGACAUGGAAAUUCAGAUGCAGUCCUUCGAAACAAAGCCUAAGAUCCAUUCUGCUUCUGUUGAGAAGCAGAAAUUUGAGGAGCCAAUGGUCAUCCCGGACUCACAGGAAUUGCCUGAAGAAGUCACUCUUGAAGCUCGGGAUCAUCACAAUUCUCGGAAGCACUUUGAGAGUAUUGUCCAUGUUGAGAAACCUUCUUCAAGUGAUCUCCUCCGGUUGAGUAAGAUGAAAAUAAGCACUGAUGAAAAGUUGAAAGCAUUAGAUGAUCAGAUCCUGCAGAUUUCUGGUGAUGAAAGAGCCAAUGCUGCCUCUAUGUGGAGAAGAUACGAAAUCCGAACAACAAGACUGUCCCAGGAGCUGGCCGAACAGUUGCGUCUUGUCAUGGAGCCAACCUUAGCAAGUAAACUCCAGGGUGAUUAUAAAACUGGCAAACGUAUAAACAUGAAGAAGGUAAUCCCCUAUAUAGCAAGUCAUUAUCGGAAAGAUAAGAUCUGGCUGCGGAGGACCCGACCAAACAAACGCGAUUACCAAGUUGUGGUAGCUGUUGAUGAUUCAAGUAGCGUGUCUCGGAGUGGUUGUGGAGAAGUUGCUGUCGAGGCCUUGGUCACUGUGUGUCGAGCCCUCUCCCAGCUUGAAAUGGGUAGCUUAGCGGUUGCAAGUUUUGGGACAAUGGGCAACAUGCAGCUGCUUCACGACUUCGAUCAGCCUUUCUCUGCAGAGGCAGGGAUUAAGAUGAUCUCAAAUUUGACAUUUAAGCAAGACAACUUAGUCUUGGACGCACCAGUGCUUGACCUGUUGAACCACUUGAACAGCAUGCUCGAUGUUAACAUCGCAAAAGCCCGGCAGCCUUCGGGACAGAACCCCCUGCAGCAGCUUGUGCUGAUUAUUGCCGAUGGCAAUAUCACUGAGAGAGAUAGCUUGAAGCGCCGUGUUAGGGACUUCCUCAGAAGCAAGCGGAUGGUUGCUUUUCUGAUAUUGGAUAGUAGUUCAGAAGAAUCUAUCUUGGAUCGUAUGGAAGCAUCAGUUGAGAAGGACGGGAGCGUGAAGUUCUCGAGGUACAUGGACUCCUUCCCCUUCCCAUAUUACGCGGUGCUGAGAAACAUCGAAGCGCUCCCAAGGACCCUUGCUGACUUGCUGAGACAGUGGUUCGAGCUUAUGCAGAACUCAAGGGACUAAAGGCACACGAGUUUUUCAGCACGAGAGUCCUCUGUCCCAGCUGGAACCCUAUUUAGCCAAUCAUUGCCCGAUGGAGAUGUAGGUCGGUUGGUCGGUCAGUGGUUCCGUAAAUUUUGUUGGAAGUUGCUUGAAGCCAGUCUCAUGCCAGCAAUUUAUCAUGAUUUCGUUUAUUAUGAGAUUGUUGAAAAGUUGAACUAUACUGUAAUAUAUGUUUUACUUUGUCAAUAUCCUUUAAAUAGUGAUAUAAAUGGAUUACGUUACCCGACGCAUAGGGCGAUUUCUGCCAGUUUACCCUCAA